Messenger RNA from Mercurialis annua (annual mercury), 857 nucleotides. Its product is annotated as 21 kDa protein-like. The transcript has a single exon. The record is from RefSeq and is a predicted model, not a curated record. Gene Ontology annotation, molecular function: enzyme inhibitor activity. Bases 62 to 667 code for a protein of 201 amino acids. Gene Ontology annotation, biological process: negative regulation of catalytic activity. Lineage: Eukaryota; Viridiplantae; Streptophyta; Magnoliopsida; Malpighiales; Euphorbiaceae.
CUUUCAUCAUCUCAUUAGCUCUUAACUAAACAAAAAACAGAGAAAAAAGAAACACUUAGUCAUGGCAAGUAUUUCUUCUAGAAAUUCUCCUGCAUACCUUCUCAUUCUUCUAUCCAUUUGUCUCCACAUAAACUUAACCUCGGCUGCCCGAGACCUUACCGAAACAACCAGCACAGAGUUCUUAAGAACAUCAUGUAGUACAACUACAUAUCCAAAACUCUGCUAUAGUUCUCUUUUAAUCCAUGCAGACAAAAUCCAAACCAGCCCGAAGCUCCUGGCCAAUGCCGCCCUUAACGUAACCCUAGCAUUGGCUGCAUCAACCUCGACGAUGAUGCAAAAACUCUCUCACAGUCAUGGAAUAAAACCUAGAGAGAUAUCAGCCAUGGAAGAUUGCGUGGAGGAGUUAGCUGACUCGGUCGACCAGAUCAGCAGAUCUAUUGAUCAACUGGGUAAAGCUAAGGGUUCCGAAUUUGAGGUCAUGAUUAGAGAUGUGCAAACAUGGGUUAGUGCUGCGUUAACUGAUGAGAGUACCUGCAGUGAAGGGUUCGAAGGAAACCCGAUGAAUGGGAAACUGAAGACUCUUGUUAGGGAGCAAAUUGUCAAUAUUGCACAUAUGACUAGUAAUGCCUUAUCAUUAGUCAAUAAAUAUGCCUCUCUACAUGGUUAGGGCCUAGGGGAACAAUAUUACACCAGGCAAACAAUUGUACCACAUCAUUCGCGCAAUAAAAUAAUACAACAUUUAUAAUAUUAGAAUAUUUAAUGAUAAAAAAUUAAAUAUUUCAAUAUCGCAACUACACGUUGGUUUAUUAUAAAAAUGUUGUGGCGCAACCGUUGUGUAAAAUAAAUGCUUUGAUGAA